UCACUCCCCGCCCCCGCUUGUGUCUCGCCCCCCCGGCAGGAUGCCGGACCAGAUCUCCGUCUCCGAGUUCAUCACCGAGACCACCGAGGACUACAACUCGCCCACCACGUCCAGCUUCACCACGCGGCUGCACAACUGCAGGAACACCGUCACGCUGCUGGAGGAGGCUCUAGACCAAGAUAGAACAGCCUUGCAGAAAGUGAAGAAAUCUGUAAAAGCAAUAUAUAAUUCCGGUCAAGAUCACGUACAAAAUGAAGAAAACUAUGCACAAGUUCUUGACAAGUUUGGAAGUAAUUUUUUAAGUCGAGACAACCCAGAUCUUGGCACCGCUUUUGUCAAGUUUUCUACUCUUACAAAGGAACUGUCCACGCUGCUGAAAAAUCUGCUCCAGGGUCUGAGCCACAAUGUGAUCUUCACCUUGGACUCCUUGUUAAAAGGAGACCUGAAAGGAGUCAAAGGAGAUCUCAAGAAGCCAUUUGACAAAGCUUGGAAAGAUUAUGAGACAAAGUUUACAAAAAUUGAGAAGGAGAAAAGAGAGCAUGCAAAGCAGCACGGGAUGAUCCGCACAGAGAUCACGGGAGCUGAGAUCGCAGAGGAGAUGGAGAAGGAACGGCGCCUCUUUCAGCUGCAAAUGUGCGAAUAUCUCAUUAAAGUUAAUGAAAUCAAGACCAAAAAGGGUGUGGAUCUGCUGCAGAAUCUUAUAAAGUAUUAUCACGCACAGUGCAAUUUUUUUCAAGAUGGCUUGAAAACGGCUGAUAAAUUGAAACAGUACAUCGAAAAACUGGCUGCUGAUUUAUAUAAUAUAAAACAGACCCAGGAUGAAGAAAAGAAACAGCUAACCGCGCUCCGAGACUUAAUAAAAUCCUCUCUUCAACUUGAUCAGAAAGAAUCUAGGAGAGAUUCCCAGAGCCGGCAAGGAGGGUACAGCAUGCACCAGCUGCAGGGCAAUAAGGAGUACGGCAGUGAGAAGAAGGGCUACCUGCUGAAGAAGAGCGAUGGGCUCCGGAAGGUGUGGCAGAGGAGGAAGUGUGCCGUCAAGAACGGGAUUCUGACCAUCUCACAUGCCACGUCUAACAGGCAACCCGCUAAGUUGAACCUUCUCACCUGCCAGGUGAAACCCAAUGCCGAGGACAAGAAGUCUUUUGACCUGAUAUCACAUAACAGGACGUAUCACUUUCAGGCAGAAGAUGAGCAGGAUUAUGUAGCAUGGAUAUCAGUAUUGACCAAUAGCAAAGAAGAGGCCCUCACUAUGGCCUUCCGUGGAGAGCAGAGCACAGGGGAGAACAGUCUGGAAGACCUGACAAAAGCCAUCAUUGAGGACGUCCAGCGGCUCCCUGGGAAUGACGUCUGCUGCGAUUGUGGCUCGUCAGAACCCACCUGGCUUUCAACCAACUUGGGUAUUUUGACCUGUAUAGAAUGUUCCGGCAUCCAUAGGGAAAUGGGGGUUCACAUUUCUCGCAUUCAGUCUUUGGAACUAGACAAAUUAGGAACUUCUGAACUCUUGCUGGCCAAGAAUGUAGGAAACAAUAGUUUUAAUGAUAUUAUGGAAGCAAAUUUACCCAGCCCCUCGACAAAACCCACCCCUUCAAGUGAUAUGACUGUACGGAAAGAAUAUAUCACUGCGAAGUAUGUAGAUCAUAGGUUUUCAAGGAAGGCCUGUUCAUCUUCAUCAGCUAAACUGAAUGAAUUGCUCGAGGCCAUCAAAUCCAGGGAUUUACUUGCACUAAUUCAAGUCUAUGCAGAGGGAGUGGAGCUGAUGGAACCACUGCUGGAAUCUGGACAGGAGCUUGGGGAGACAGCCCUACAUCUUGCAGUCCGAACUGCAGACCAGACAUCUCUCCAUUUGGUUGACUUCCUUGUACAAAACUGUGGGAACCUGGACAAGCAGACGGCCCUGGGCAACACGGCCCUACACUACUGCAGUAUGUACAGUAAACCCGAGUGUUUGAAGCUGCUUCUCAGGAGCAAACCCACCGUGGGUGUCGUGAACCAGGCUGGGGAGACUGCCCUGGACAUAGCAAAGAGACUGAAAGCUACCCAGUGUGAAGAUCUGCUUUCCCAGGCUAAAUCUGGGAAGUUCAACCCACACGUCCACGUGGAAUAUGAAUGGAACCUGCGACAGGAGGAGAUGGAUGAGAGUGAUGACGACCUGGAUGACAAACCGAGCCCCAUCAAGAAAGAGCGCUCCCCGAGGCCUCAGAGCUUCUGCCACUCCUCCAGUAUCUCGCCCCAAGACAAGCUGUCGCUGCCGGGAUUCAGCACUCCGAGGGACAAACAGCGGCUCUCUUAUGGGGCCUUCACCAACCAGAUCUUCGUCUCCACAAGCACAGAUUCGCCCACGUCACCAACCACAGAGGCACCUCCACUGCCUCCUAGAAACGCCGGGAAAGGUCCAACUGGCCCACCUUCAACACUCCCUCUAAGCACCCAGACCUCUAGUGGCAGCUCCACCCUGUCCAAGAAGAGGCCUCCUCCCCCACCACCCGGACACAAGAGAACCCUAUCCGACCCUCCCAGCCCACUACCUCACGGGCCCCCAAACAAAGGCGCAGUUCCUUGGGGUAACGAUGUGGGUCCAUCAUCAUCAAGUAAGACCACAAACAAGUUUGAGGGACUGUCUCAGCAAUCAAGCACCAGCUCUGCAAAGACUGCCCUUGGUCCAAGAGUUCUUCCUAAACUACCUCAGAAAGUGGCACUAAGGAAAACAGAAACCAGCCAUCACCUCUCCCUAGACAAAGCCAGCAGCCCGCCCGAGAUCUUCCAGAAGUCCUCGCAGUUGGCAGAGCUACCGCAGAAGCCACCACCUGGAGACCUGCCCCCGAAGCCCGCAGAACUGGCUCCCAAACCCCAGAUCGGAGAUUUGCCACCGAAGCCAGGAGAACUGCCCCCCAAGCCCCAGCUGGGCGACCUGCCCCCCAAACCCCAGCUGGCAGACUUACCUCCCAAGCCGCAGAUGAAGGACCUGCCUCCCAAACCACAGCUGGGAGACCUGUUGGCCAAGUCCCAGACUGGAGAGGUCUCCCCCAAGGUCCAGCAGCCCCCCGACGUCACCCAGAAGUCGCACCCAGCGGAUCUCUCCCCAAACGUGCAGUCCCGAGACACCAUCCAAAAGCAAGCGUCCGAAGAUUCCAAUGACCUCACACCCACCCUGCCAGAGACGCCUGUACCGCUGCCCAGGAAAAUCAAUACGGGGAAAAACAAGGUGAGACGAGUGAAGACCAUCUACGACUGCCAGGCGGACAAUGACGAUGAGCUCACCUUCAUGGAGGGGGAGGUGAUCGUCGUCACAGGGGAAGAGGACCAGGAGUGGUGGAUUGGGCAUAUCGAAGGACAGCCUGAAAGGAAGGGGGUCUUCCCAGUGUCCUUUGUUCACAUCCUGUCUGACUAGCAAAAAGCAGAACCUUCAGAUCGUCCACAUCCUCACGCAGGACUGCUGCCUCCACGUAACCCCGUGCACACGUCUGUAAAUAGCUGCUACAGAACGAGAGAGUCCCGGAAGGGCCACCUCAGGAGGGGAUAAGGUGUGUGUAAAUACCCUGUGGGCUUCUGCCCUCGCCAGUGUUGGGGGGUGCCCUGGGACCCGGCGCGCCUUCCUGGUCUGCCACGGCCGUCCCCGGCAUCUCGCACUUCCGCCUCUGUGCUGUUGUCCCAGCAGACAGACGAAACCAGGAAUCUAGGAACUGCUGCCUUUGCCAGUAAGAGUGGUCUCCAGCAACCGUUGAAAGGCGGAGAAUCCACCCUGUGUCCCUAACGAAACAGUAUUCUCAGUUGUGUUACUGCAAAUGCAACAUUAGCGAAGAGGGGGUUCUGUUUUCCAGGUGAAACUUAGCUCCACGGCAGACCAGCCUGUAGUUUAUCUGUGUACACAGUUUACAGCUACAAAAACCGACUUGGGUAUUUAUUACAGAAAAGUGCUUGGUUCAAUGUAAGUGUUACUCCUUCAGCAAAAUAGUCACCCACCCAACACCUUUGUGGCAUCUUCCGGUCCCUGCAGCCUCGUGCAGGUUAGGCCAGGUGGGUGUAUACUGUCUUCUGGUGAGGAUUGCCCGCCCCUGAGAUAUUACCUCAUUAUGCAAAACUAACAUAUCCUUCACGACUAUUUUGACAAAAGCUUAAGACACACCUGAUGAAGCUCAACUUCCAGGAACCGAGGACCGCCAGGAAACAUUAGCCUCUACAUUAUGCAUGCAUUUAGAAGCUUACCCGAAAUCUGCCUUUUAUAAAGGAAUAGUAUGGACAAGUGGAACUGUACAUUUUUUAACUUGAUCGCCAUUAAAGCAGAAAUUAUAAGGUUGCAACAA
Neomonachus schauinslandi (Hawaiian monk seal) is the source of this 4301-nucleotide messenger RNA. It is a transcript of the gene ASAP1, whose product is annotated as ArfGAP with SH3 domain, ankyrin repeat and PH domain 1. The transcript has 29 exons. Gene Ontology annotation, biological process: positive regulation of GTPase activity. Gene Ontology annotation, molecular function: protein binding; GTPase activator activity. Lineage: Eukaryota; Metazoa; Chordata; Mammalia; Carnivora; Phocidae. Gene Ontology annotation, cellular component: cytoplasm. Bases 41 to 3388 code for a protein of 1115 amino acids. The record is from RefSeq and is a predicted model, not a curated record.